GAACCUUGUGUUCCCUAUAUACAGGAAGGGUGGAGCUUCUAUAUUCUCCAGAACGUCCAUGAAGCUCCAGUCAGAGGGUGAGUCCGUCUCGUCCAAGCUUCUUCUUCCAGGGCCCACCACGGCCCCGCGAUCCAGCAACCCACCCCAUAACCCAACACCCCCUUCAGCUCCAACAGAAAUCCACCAAAGCAGGACCUGAGACCUUCGGCAGUUCUAGUCUAGGGUCCUCACUGGGUUACAAGGACGAGCAUGGCCGACAAACUGGGACUGGCAGGUGUGGCGGACGAGCCCAGCACACUGAACAUCUUCACUUUGUUGGAGAGGGUGUCUGGGAUCAUAGACAAUGUGCAGGCGUGCCAGCAACGCAUGGAGGAGAGGCAGCUGGAGCUGGAGAACACCGUGAAGACCAUCCAAGCGGACGUGGUGAAGUUGACGAAGGAGCACACGGUGACGAGUAGCACCGUUGAGAAACUUCUGGAGAAAACGCGCAAGGUCAGCUGCCACGUCAAGGACGUCCGUGUGCGGGUGGAGAAGCAGAACAUACGUGUCAAGAAAGUGGAAGAAACCCAAGUCGAGCUGCUGAACAAGAACAAGUUCCGUGUCGUCAUCUACCAGGGAGAUAAUGAAGUUCCAGCUGUAGCUGCUUCCAAAACAUCUCUGAAGGGAGCGACCGGUGGUGAUGCUUCUUUAGACCCAGAUGCCCCGGAGGCCCCGCUUCCAGACUCGGAUGAGGAGUACAUGGUCGUUGAGGAGGCAGAUUCAUCUACUGCUGCCAAACUAAAGAAGACCGGCCUGAAGCGCAUCGAAAGCCUGAAGCAGACCUUCUCCCGUGAGAACAUGACUAAGACCAAAGAGAAUCUGGGCACCAAGGUCAACAAGCUGGGUGAGCGCAUAGUAACGGCCGAACGACGUGAGAAAAUCCGCCAAUCUGGGGAGCGUCUGAAACAGUCUGGCGAGCGCUUCAAAGAAACCAUCACGAAAACCGUGCCAGCAAAACUCAACCUGAAGAAGGAAAGGACGGUGGCUGAAGGUCAGGAAGGAGCAGAAGGGACCACUGAAGGAUCGGCACCCGUCCCACCACCGAAGGGCCGCAAGUCCAGCCCUGGUGUGGCCUACACGGAGCCAACGGAGAAACAAGAAGGUCCAGACGAGGGCAAGGGCGAGGAAUCAGAAGUGCCGAUGUAUGACAUGAAGCAGCUUUCUUAAGCAGCAAGUCUUGACAGUCACUUUUGGGAAAGACUCGUGUACAGAUAUGAUUUCGAUUAUGGAGAACUUGAAGGUGGAAAGAUUGGGAAGAUGAGAGAUCUCUCUUCUAAGUGUGUGGAUAAGUGGAUGGUUCUAACGACAACUGAAUGAACGAAUUAAGGAAGUUGUACAUUACAAACAAUAUCCAUAGUUUCUUUUUUUUCUUGUUUACAUCUGUUAUGGACUAUGAAGGGUUAUAAAUGUUAAACUAAUGUACUGAAAUGACUAGGCUAUGGUUUCUAAUUUUAAAUUCAACUAAAGACUUGGUGCACUUAGUGAUUUUCUUUGCCUUUAUACUGCCACCUAUGGGAGUGGAUGCAGCAUCAUGAAUAAUCAAGGUAGGAUAAUAGAUUCACUUCAUGUAGAAUAAAAUCAUUUUUGUAAGACACUGACUGACUCAUUCUUCAGGGGUCAUUUUUGACUGAGUGCACCUUUUAUGGAUUGACAUUAUUUGUUAGGUGUGUGUAAAUUGUUUUUGAAUAAAUUUAUUUGAAUAGCUGAACUUACAAAUAAUUCAGAGAAGUACAUUUUAGACUUUCUCUAGAGAACUGACAUCCAGCAUGUCAACUGUGGAUGAAUUAAAUUUUCAGUUUAGAUGUUGUAGUGGUUUUUGGAAUAUAACUGUGCAGACAAGUCAUUCAUAAACAAUAUUUUUUUUUCUGUGCCUUUCUGUGUAAACUCUGAAAAACAACUUUUGCAGUCUAACCUUGGUGAUGAAACGUCACCAUUCAGUUGUAGUAUUUUUAAAUAAACAUAUUAACUCAA
Molecule: messenger RNA, 2010 nt
Organism: Puntigrus tetrazona (Sumatra barb)
Lineage: Eukaryota; Metazoa; Chordata; Actinopteri; Cypriniformes; Cyprinidae
Gene: cavin4b
Product: caveolae associated protein 4b
Exons: 2
Coding region: 250-1206 (318 amino acids)
Biological process (GO): regulation of gene expression
Cellular component (GO): caveola; cytoplasm
Source: RefSeq, a predicted model, not a curated record